Paramecium primaurelia is the source of this 4001-nucleotide messenger RNA. NCBI's taxonomy places the organism in Eukaryota, Ciliophora, Oligohymenophorea, Peniculida, Parameciidae. The record is from the annotation of a GenBank genome assembly.
AUGUUUAAAAUUACAUAGACUCAAAUUUUGGAAUGGGUUAAAGAUGGUAACACUGAAACAUUACGUAUAUUUUUUGAAUCAAGUCUUCAAUAAAAUUAGGAUGGAUUGAAUUCAUUUUUCAAAAUGAUUGACAAAGAAAAACGAAAUGUAGUACAUUGGGCUGCAUAUUUGGGUUAAUUUGGUUUGCUAGAAAAAUGGCUUACAUCUUAUUCAUAAUUUAUUGACUUAAAUCAAGUUGAUCUUCAUCAUUACACAGCAGUCGAACUAGCUAGUAUAAAAGGGUAAGUAAUAUUAUAUCUAAUUAAAGUUUUAUGAAGGAAUAUAAUUCUUAAGUUUAGUUUGCAUUAAUUAAGUUGCUUUUAGAUCAUCAUGCAAAAAUGCCCACAGAUAACAAAUAUAAAAGAGCCAAUCCAUUACAUUGGGCAUAUUAUUAUGGCAACUCAGAUCUAAUUGAUUUUCUUUUGUCUAAUUAUACAGAUCUAUAAUAUCAGUUAGACUAAUUUGAUAUGUAUCCUAUAGAUUACUUGUUUUUAGAAAAUAGACCAGAAGAAUAUCAGUAAUUGCAAUUCAAAAUUAUUAUAGGAAAAAAUAUAAAGCCAUUUUUGCUAAGACUGUCUAAGAAUAUGCGUUUAAAAAAGAUGGUCAUCAAUUCAAAUUUCUUAGGAAUCUCAAUACUCAAAGAACUAUUGCAAUAAUAUCUAUAUCUUAGAAAUCAAAUAAUUUGGAUAAUCCAAUUAUGAUUAAUGAUCAAAAUUAACCCAAAUUAAAAGAGCCAGCAAAUGAAUUAGAUAGUAUAGAUUAAGAAAAAAUUAAUUAACAUCUUCAAUGUGGAUAAACAACUAUGACAUUAAUGUCAAAAAUAUAAUAAACUGGUAUUAAUAAUUAGAAGAGAGAUUCAAUUAGUUCUAGAAUUAGUUAAUAGUUUAAAUUAAUUUAAGAGAGAAUGAAGAAAUUACCUAAUAAGAAUGUGUAAAAUGAACUCCCUUUUGAAGAUUCUUAAUAAGAUUUUCAUGAGCCAGAUGCAGAAAAGAUUCCAUCUUUGAAAAUUAUUUAACCAACUAAUACUAUAUUUUCAGAGCCUCAUUUUAACAUUAAAGAAAAGAUUGAAAAUCAAAUUGUUUUUUAAAAUGAUUUAGAAAGUGAUAGAAAUUAAUAAAAAGUCUUUUUAUAAUAAGAUGAUGAAUUUGGUAGAUUAUUUAAAUGUAUAAACAUACCAUCAAGAUCUGAAUAAUCAAAAUAUAUGGCUUCACAAUAUUAAUAAUCAUAAGCACCUUCUUAAUUUGGUAGAUAACUAUCAUAAGAAAUUUAAUUAUCUUAAGAAGAUUUUAGACCUUCAAUAAAAGACUUUUCAAGAUUAAAAUCAAUGAGACCUUCAUUAAAAAAACCUGGAUAAAAGUUGAUUACAAGAAAAAGUACAACUUUUAAUGAAACUUAUACUAUAUAUCAUUAUGCAAAAAGUUAAACAAAGAAUUAAUUAUUUGAAUGUAGAUUAUAAUUUUGGUCAGCAAGAAUUGAAUCAACAGAAUUUUUUGUUUAUUUUUUAAAGUAAAAAUGCAAUCCAUUUUUAAUUUAAUAUUAAGGAUUCAAUUGUCUACAUAUUGCAGCUAAUAAAGGAAAAUAUCAAAUUCUGAAACAUAUUUUAGAAAGUGAAUAUGAGUAUUAAGAAUUAAAAGAUCUAUUAAAAUUACAUAGGUCAAUAACUUAAGGAUAAUUUAGUAAGACAUAUGUUAAGAAAGAUAUUUUUAAUAAAGUAUUAAUAUAAUAAUUAUUAUUAGGUUGAAGCUUUUAAUAUAAUGACAGAUUAGAAUCCUUCUAAUGCAUUGCAUUUAGCAAUAGAAAUUAAUAAUUUUGAAUGCAUGAAAAUAUUAGUAGAACAUGGUGUUUCAAUGGAUGUUUUAAAUCAUAGAUGUUUAAUGCCUAUAGAAUUAACAUUUGAUGAAAAAAUGGUAAAAUACUAUGAACUUCACUAUCUUAAAGGAAAAGAACAGAGUUUUAAUUUUAUGGGAUAUAUGUAUGUUAUUUAAACAUCUGGAAGUUAAGAUCUAUGCUAAGAUAUUGUUUUAUUAUAAUUAUAAAAUAUCAAACAAUCAUUCUAAUAACGAAAUAUGGAAUUUGAAUUUCUUAUUAUAAAUACUCCUAAUUAUAAUUAUAUAAAAAAUGGAAGAGAACAUUGUGUGAAACAUCAUUAUUAUGUAAUUAAAUUAUCAGCAGAUACAAUAUAUAAAUUAGCAGAUAUCUAUUAGAUUGAAUGUUAUCAUUUUACAAAAAAGGUAAUAUUUAAUUGAAUUAAUAUAGCAUUUGACUAAAUUUAAAUAUAGAGAUUAUGGUCAUUUUGAAUUUCCUAAGCCAUUAUAAAUAUAAUAACUUAUAAUUAAUGUUUUAAAUGAAGAAUUUGAUUUAGAUAAGUUUGUUUUAGAAGGAUUAGUAAUAUCACAUUUUCCUUUAGAAGAUAGUUCUAAAUCAUAAAAAGUAAAUGUUUUAUGGAAAGAACUUCAAUAUAAUUGUAUAAGAGAUACUAUUAGAAUAUAGACUCAUUAGAUUGCCUUAAGACCAUUAAAUUCAAUAGCAUCAUAUUAUGGACCUGUAAUUGCAUGGUACAUAGCUUUUAAUGUUUAAAUAGUAGGUUGGCUAAUAUUACCAGCUUUGGUAGGAUCAGCUAUUUAAUUAUAUUAAUUAAUUGCUGACAAAAUACAGUAAAAUAUAUAUAUCUCAAUAUUAAAGUGCUUCAAUUUUACCAUCAUAUGCUUUGUUUAUGUCACUUUGGGCUACAUUAUUUAUGGAGAAAUGGAAAAACAGAGAAUCUGAACUCAAAUAUAUUUGGGAUAUGCAUAAAUUUAAACAACAAGAACCUUAAAGAGUAAUGUAUACAGGACUUUAUACAGUUGAACCAUGUAAAAAUAAAGUUGAAGUUUAUGAUUCUUUUACUACUUUUAAGAGAAGAUUGAUUGCUGAAUUUUCAGUAAUAAUGUUAGGAUUUUCAAUUAUAUUAGUGAAUUUUCUUGCAUUUAAUUAAUGGUAAGGUUAAUAAGAUCCUUAAAGUGUGUAUAUGCCUAUAAUUAUAAAUUCAUUAAAUGGAGUUAGUAUGACUGUUUUAUGUGAUUUAUAUAAAAGACUUUGUAAAUUUGUAGUAAAUUGGGAGAACCAUAGAUUUAAUUCUGAAAUGUAGCAUUCUUAUGUAUUAAAAGUGUUUUUAUUUGAAUUUUUAAUAUCUUACAUAUCAGUUGUUUAUGCUGUUUUAUUUAAAACAGAUUAAACAUAAUUAACAUUAUCUGUGGCAAGUAUCAUUAUAACAAGAGGUUUGAUUUCUAAUUUAUAAAGUAAUUGUCUACCAUAUUUAUUAUAUAAAUAUUUAAAAUGGGGAUUAAAAGAUAAAUUUUAAACAUUUAAAGCUUUUAAGGAAUAAUUUAAGAUUUGUGAUAUGUAAUAUGUGAAUGAGAAAUUGAAAUAAGCUUAAUAGAUUGAAUUUAUGAAAUUGAUGGAAGAUAGUAAUAAUAAAUAGCCAUAAAAAGAAUUAUAUGAGGAAUAUACUAAUAUUGCUAUUCAAUUUGGAUAUACAACUAUGUUUUCACCUGCAUUUGCUACUGCCCCAUUAUUUUUCUUAUUGAAUCAAUUUAUCAAUUUGCAAUUCUCAAUUUCAAAUUAUUAAAGUGUACUAAGGAGAGAAGUAAGAUUUUUAAAUACUAAAGAGAGCGUAAGCUGCUGACUCAAUUGGCAUUUGGUUAUCCAUAUUUGAAUUAAUGAAUUAUUGUUCCACAUUUAUGAAUUGUCUUGUUAUAGGUAUAGUGAAUAAGGCAGAAUUUGAAGGAUUAAUAGGAGAUAGUAAUCCUUUGAUCUAAGUAUUAGUAUUGGCAGCUAUAGAACAUAUAUUAUUAUUAAUAAAAUAUUUAUUAGGAAUAAUGAUUCCAGAUUGUCCUUAUUGGGUUUCAAAGGAGUUAAGAAAGUAUGCAUAUUUUGAAGGAUAAAGUGCUAAAAUUCAUGAUGAUAGCGAGAUUAUUUUUUGA